Musca domestica (house fly) is the source of this 5514-nucleotide messenger RNA. RefSeq names its product ribonucleoprotein RB97D-like. NCBI's taxonomy places the organism in Eukaryota, Metazoa, Arthropoda, Insecta, Diptera, Muscidae. Gene Ontology annotation, cellular component: cytoplasm. The transcript has 5 exons. Gene Ontology annotation, molecular function: RNA binding. The record is from RefSeq and is a predicted model, not a curated record. The coding region runs from base 128 to 1240 and encodes 370 amino acids.
ACCUGUCUCUAAUUUAAGUUGGUGUAUCUUACAAAGUUAUUUGACCAUUUUCUACUGGUUUUAUUAUCUCGGACAUAAUUAAGUUCAAUUUUUCUAUUAUAAAAAGUUAAAAAAAUCAACUAUAAAUAUGUCUUAUGAAAGUCAGGAAAAAAAUCAGACUAAUUCUUCUGCUGUCCAAACGGAUGAUCACCUACGUAAAAUGUUUCUAGGUGGCUUAACGCCUAAUACAAAUGAAGAUAUGAUUCGAAACUUUUUCUAUCAGUUUGGUGAAAUAGAAGAUAUAAUUAUUAUGCGGGAUACAGCGACAAAGCGCUCAAGAGGUUUUGGAUUUAUAACGUUCAAAUCUUCUGAAAGUGUUGAUAAGGCCCAAGCAGCUAGGCCACAUGUUGUUGAUGGAAGAACGAUUGAUACAAAACGGGCACUACCACGUUCCGCAGAAGCUGCAAAAAAUGAGGCUAAUGGUUCUGUAAGAAAAGUCUUUGUUGGAGGUCUAAAAGAUUACCAUGACGAAGAAGCUCUUCGAGAGUAUUUCCAACAAUUUGGUAAAGUUGUAUCAAUAAACAUUCUUGUCGACAAAAACACCGGGCGUAAGAGGGGGUUCGCUUUCGUAGAAUUUGAUGAUUAUGAUGCUGUGGAUAAGGUUGUGCUAAGGAAAACCCAUACUAUUAAGUACAUGUUGGUAGAUGUGAAGAAAUCAAACUAUAAACAGGUACAGGCAAGAAGAUUGGCACUUCAACAGCAACAACAAAACGGCAAUGGAACAGUUCCAGCUCCAGUUGGAGAUCCUGCAGCUGUCGGAACAUAUCCCCCCUCAACCUAUCCUCAAACAGCUUAUAGUUAUCCGCCUCCACCACAAACGUAUGCAAAUUGGGGCUAUCCUCCUGCACCAACGGCAAACAGUUCAUAUACUCAACCACCUGCAGGAUAUGGUGCCUAUGCGCCUCCUCCAGUACAAGCAGCUGCCCCACAACAGUCAUGGAACGGAUAUGCUACUGCUCCUACUUCGUGGAGUCAAGGAAACUACAGUGCUCCAACUACUAAUACGUGGAAUGGUACUCCAGCACCACCCGCCCCAAUAAACUAUAAUACACCGCCCGCCACAAAUGGCUGGAAUUCAGCAACACCGGCAGCAAUACCUCCUACUACACAACAAUUUGGCAAUUAUCAGCAAUCCUAUAAUGGUGGCCCCCAAAAAAACAAUAGUUUGCAAGGGAAUCGUAUGAAUCCGUAUACUGUUUAAAUCAUGCUCAAACAUAUGAUUGAUUGUGGAAAUGCUUUCAUGCAUUCUAAAUACAUGUGAAGGCUAAAUAUAUAUGUGAUAUAAAUAUCUGUGAUAAUGGAGUACUGUAUCGAUGUAAGUAACGUUACAUUAUUUGUUUUUUAUAUUUUACAGCAACAUUUCUAAUAAAAAUACUCCAUAAUUAUAAAAAGAAAAUUAUGAGUUGUUUUCAUUGCGAAAAGGGUGACAUAAUUGAGCAAUAUGAGGUCCUGUUUCGACUCCAGAGGUUAGAGGUUCUGUAAAAAAUGAUUAUCACGAGAUCUGAAAACAUAAUUUACAAAGAAGAGGGAGAUUGAAAUAAAAAGCAGCAAAAAAUGAAAAUGAAACCCCUUCACUUAUAACGUUGUAAGGCACUGUAAAUUUGAUAGAGAUAUUGUAUUGUAUAUCUGCAGAGGAAAAGAAAAUGUUUGGUUAUGUGGGAGAAAUCUAAAUUUUGUCAAGCCCUACGCGUGUUGUAUAUAAAUCUGCAAAGAACGUUUUUUUAUGGAUUUCGAAAUCAGAAGUGAUUUAUAAACUAGAAAAUAUCGAAAGGAAGAGACUUUUUUACCUCUCUAUUAAGGGAACAUUCUAAAAACCUAACAAGAAUCCAAGAACUGAGUCAUGAAAUCCCUGAACAUAGAAGACAACAUUGAUAAGGGUGUUAGUGACUUUGUCAGCACCCUUUGCAGUCGCUUCAUAAAACCACUAAAUCAUCUUAUAACAAAGAGAGUAGGACAGAGCAAAACUUCAACAUGUAUGAUUUUCUAAAAUACGUUAAGGGAAUUCUUUAGCGCAUUUCGGUGCUGCAAUGGGAAACAGCCUAACAUAAAAAGAGAAGUUAAGUCAAUUGAUUUCAUUUUUUUUUGAUUGACACUUAUUAAUGCUAAGAAUUCCUGAAGAAAAACAUAUAAAAGCGGGCUUAAUGUACUCAUUAUCUGCAAAAACUACACAUGUAAGAACUAUGUUUUCGAUGGAGGCAUGCCUAAAAACCGGAAGUGAAAACCUACGAAUGUGACAACUUAGUUAUCAUAAUAAGGGUUAAGAAAACACUUCUCCAGCAGUUUUGAACGUGACGCCGGCGGAACUCGCCAUCGCAUGUCAGACCAUGCGAAGCUACGUAUAGUGGAAAACUCCCUGGUCUCAACCCAUUGCUUUUGCAACACGAAAAUUUGAUAACACGAGGAUCGUUAUUUCUAACAGAGUAAUUUCGCCUCUGGCUGAUCUGAUUUUUACAAGUUGGUGUAUCGUUUUGGCGUCAGGGUUUUUAGCUAUCAUAAAGACUGGAGAACUAGUUCAAGCCUGGGUGCAGAGAUCACUUAACCGGAAAGAAUAUAAAAUCAAGACCGACGUCGUUCUAAAUUGCAAAAGUCACUACUGUGUCUAUGUGGUAUAAAAUUAAUUAGAAAGCCGAUAAACUGACUGGGAAAGGCUAAGUCUGCGGACAAAGCCGUCACCCUUUUGUUGCCCCCGCCUUAACUAGUAUUUCAUAAUCCCCGCUCAAAUAAAAGAAAACGCGUUUACAAUUUGGCUUAUUGUUUUUAUUCGUUUCGCUUUUCAUGAAUUAUUUUUUUUUUAGAAUAUUUCAAUCUUACUCCAUCUGUAAUUUUAAAAAAUACGAAUGCAGAUAUAUUAUUUAAAGUAAAUUUAUUAAAAUUAUGACAAACUAUACAGAAACGAAGUAUGGAGUACUUUUUAAAACAGAAGAGUUUUCCAGAUAGAUUAGUUUUAAAAAUUAAAUUCUAAGGUAAUGUUUUUUUUAUUAUUUCAGUUUUGAACUUUAAAUUCUUGUGUUUUAGUUUUUAUUAAAAAUUGUUUUUUUCUGUUACCAACCUGCUGUGUUUUUCAUUUCAUUUUUUUAUUAUUUAAAGUAAAUCUAAGAAUUUGUCGUACUCUUAUUUUUUUUUUUCAUUGAUUUAAAUAAAAAAAAAUAUGUUUUUAUUUAGUGAAUUGGGAUUUUAUUUCUUAAAUAUUUCUUUUAUAUAUAGUAGAUUUUCUUAAGCUUACAUUAAAUAUUAUUUUUUAUCAUUGUUGUUUUAAAUUUUCAUUUUUUUAUUAAAUGAACUACAUUCUUGAGUGGUGGUAGCUUGAAAAAACAGACUUUAAAAUUGAACAAAAAAAUAUUGAGAAACAAUGUCUAAGUUUUAAGAACUUGACUGUGUUUUUAUAAAAUUAAUGUUUUGGGUUUUAUAAUUUCUUGUAACGCAUGAGCAGGAUUUUUCUGUAAAACAUGAUUUAAAACUUAUGAUGGAAAUCGUAAUUAAACAUUUAAGAAAAUUCACCAGUUUCAUUAAAAAGUUACACGGGCGAAACAAAAUAACUGUUUCAAAAUUUAGGGGAUAACGAAGUGUGUAUUGAAAAAAGAAAAUAUGAAUAAAUUUUAAAAAAUUGUGAAAUGUUGUGAUUAUACCUUGAGAGAAAUGACACUGAAUCAUACAAAUGUUAUAACAUGCACUUUAACCUUAUUUUGGUUAUUAUAUUUUUGUAUCGCUGUGAUUAUGAAAUACCAAAAAGGCUGUAAUCAUGCAUUGCCACUGGUAGAUAUGACUCAUAAGACAGAAAUAAGUAACUAUUAUUAUUAUUGGAGAAAAAAAGUUCAAAUUGGCUUAUUAAACAAACCUUCCGUAUUGGGCCACGUAUGUAAGUAACUAUUAAUUCAGAAUAAGGUGGACUAUAGGUUAGGUUCUUCGUAACCGCUCCACUCGAAGACCUGCAUGUCCAUUGUGUUCACCCUGACAGGAAAUUUGACUAGGUGGACUAUAAGUAUUUGGCGAACUAAUUAAAACUGCAAUUGCUUUAUGGUACCCAUGCCUCAUUUCUUAAUAGCAUAUAACUGAUAGAAUAUAUGACAACAGUUUUGGUUUACAUCUACCUGACAUUGAUUUGCUUUAAGCGGCAUAUAGUGCAUUAAGAGUUGUAUAUUUUCUUGCACCAGCUGAGUAAAAAACCGCAUCGCCUUCGUAAGUUUAGAAUUUUUUGUACUCAAUGUAUUUGCUCUCAAUCGAUAUGAUCAUUUCUCCUCCUUAUGAAUCUUUUUCUUGGUAGUAAAUAUUUAAAAGCAUACCGUGUAUUCAAUUUAUUUGCGUUCGGUAGAUUUGUAACUCACAAAUCUAGUUCCUCGCUUCACCCCAUUAUUGGCGGAUUCCUUCCCUGUUAGUGUGAUUCAGUAAGUAGUUACAAAAAAAGAAAGAUUUGUUUCUAUUAUGUUCAUGUUUUUUAUGAUUGCACUGAAUUGACAGAAUUUAACAUUACAAUGCUGGUUCAUAAAAUAGUCACUAUCGUUUAUUACAUGAGUUGUCAUUUCUUGAAGCAGUCUUGUGCGCAUGGGCAUGGGUUCCAUUAAAAAAGAAUAAAUUAUGAAAAAACAAAUGCUACACCAAAAUGUUGAGUCAAGUCGAUUUUUCAUUUAUCUUAGACUUAAAAGAAAAUCGAAAAAGCGGUAGAUAGGCGAAGUUCUGAGAAAAUAUUCAUUAUCAUUAUCCUAUUUAGACAAGUCUACAUGAAUUUUUCAUGUCCGUAUAUUGAAAAAGAAUCUGACUGGUGUUAUGACAACUUCCUUUGUUUUUCUCGACUAUCAUCCUUACUUCUGCCACUUGUAUUCAUUGUUUCCCAUGUGUCCAUGUUUGUAUAUGCAUUCAUAAAUCAUUUAUAUAUUUUUGUAUUUACUAAGUAUAUGUGGAUUUUUAAUAUUUUUUCCAUUGAAACAAUAUUUUCGGAAAAUGAAAAUUAUCGGAAAUCGAAAUUAACACAAAGUAAGAACACCUGUAUAGCAUUAGUUAUUUAUUGAUUUGCAACCUGGAAACCAAUUCACAAGCAACAUGAGCGGAAUAACUGCGAAUAAUGUUAACAAACUACCUUUUGCAUUAUCAACAUAUUGGAAAUAAUUAGUCAUUACGUAGAAUCUAGAAUGCGAGUAAAAUUACUUUCCUCCAUAACAAAUAUUGAGUAUAUUCGCCAUUUUUUUAUUGAUUUGCAACGUUUAAAAACGUGUACGUGUCCGACUACAAAUCUGAAGGUUGCAAGUUGAUUGCCGAUAGCGGACAAAAUAUAAAAAUGGAAUGUUUGAUGUUACGCAGCAAAGUACCUAUCAAUAUUUUCACCAAAUAUGCCUGAUGAGCCGCUUAGCCAUCGGCGAAACGCGUCGCAUAGUGGUGAGUGUGUGAUAGCAUAUAUCUGACUUUCCUUUUCACUGCAAAUUUAAGAUCAUGAGCUCGUCUCGAAAAAAGAAUAAACAAAAAAAAAAAAAAAAAAAAAAAAAA